AGUGUUACGUGCCUCCGCCCAAACACCAUUUCCCAGCAUCCACUGCGGCUUUUCGGCGCAUGUCUCUCUUAUUUGUGUUUCCCCGGCACGUCAUCGAAAAUGGCAGAAAGAGGAUACAGUUUCUCUCUGACUACAUUUAGCCCCUCCGGCAAACUGGUCCAGAUUGAAUAUGCGCUCGCAGCAGUGGCUGCAGGGGCCCCUUCAGUCGGAAUCAAAGCCUCAAAUGGCGUGGUGCUGGCAACUGAAAAGAAACAAAAGUCCAUUCUGUACGACGAGCAGAGCGUGCACAAAGUGGAGCCGAUCACCAAACACAUAGGCAUGGUCUACAGCGGUAUGGGUCCUGACUACAGGGUGCUGGUGAGAAGAGCCAGGAAGCUCGCCCAGCAGUACUUCCUAGUUUACCAGGAGCCUAUUCCCACCGGCCAGCUGGUGCAGAGGGUGGCCUCUGUUAUGCAGGAGUACACGCAGUCUGGAGGUGUGCGUCCUUUCGGGGUGUCUCUGCUCAUUGCUGGCUGGGAUGAAGAUCGCCCAUACCUCUUCCAAUCAGACCCUUCUGGUGCAUAUUUUGCUUGGAAAGCAACAGCAAUGGGAAAGAACUACGUAAAUGGAAAAACAUUCCUCGAGAAAAGGUAUAAUGAGGACCUUGAACUGGAAGAUGCGAUCCACACGGCUAUCUUGACACUAAAGGAGAGCUUUGAGGGCCAGAUGACUGAAGACAACAUUGAAGUGGGCAUCUGCAAUGAAGCCGGCUUCAGAAGACUCUCUCCAACUGAGGUUAAAGAUUACCUGGCAGCCAUUGCCUGAACAACAUUUUCCUUAAUUGUUUCUCUUCUGUGGUUAAAAUGACCUCAAAUAUUGUACAUUUGGUUCAUGAUUAUUUUUAUUAUUUGUAUUUCUUGCACUGGUUACAGAGAAAAACACCAAUAAAUGCCAGUAAUUAAAAAUUUG
This is a messenger RNA of Scleropages formosus (Asian bonytongue), 948 nucleotides long. RefSeq names its product proteasome 20S subunit alpha 2b (gene psma2b). The transcript is spliced from 8 exons. Gene Ontology annotation, biological process: ubiquitin-dependent protein catabolic process. Gene Ontology annotation, cellular component: proteasome core complex; proteasome core complex, alpha-subunit complex. The record is from RefSeq and is a predicted model, not a curated record. Bases 100 to 804 code for a protein of 234 amino acids. NCBI's taxonomy places the organism in Eukaryota, Metazoa, Chordata, Actinopteri, Osteoglossiformes, Osteoglossidae.